Messenger RNA from Caenorhabditis remanei, 1314 nucleotides. RefSeq lists its product as uncharacterized. The record is from RefSeq and is a predicted model, not a curated record. The transcript has 10 exons. Bases 1 to 1314 code for a protein of 437 amino acids. Lineage: Eukaryota; Metazoa; Nematoda; Chromadorea; Rhabditida; Rhabditidae. Gene Ontology annotation, molecular function: chloride channel activity.
AUGACAGUAAACUAUCAGUUAGACGUAUCGUCUGGAAAUCCUUUACUGUUUUUGAAGCUACUGAGUCGGUGGAGAGGUUCCAUCUGGAAAUCUGUUGCAGGUGACUUGGCGGUAUGGCUAGUUUUCUAUUACGCGGUACACUUUACAUAUCGGUAUGCGUUCAGUGCUGAAAUAAGAACAAUUUUUGAAAAAGUAUCCGUACAUAUGGAUGAUCGAAUGAAAUACCUACCACUUACAUUUAUGCUCGGAUUCUUUGUGACAACAGUUUUCGAAAGAUGGAGGAGUGCUCUGAAUGUGAUGCCAUUUAUUGAGUCUGUUGCACUCUCUGUAGCAGUUUUGUUGCCCGGGAAAGGAGAAGAAGAUCGACUGACGAGAAGGGCAAUUAUUAGAUACGUGGUGUUGCAUCAGGUAUUGGUGUUCCGUGAUAUCUCGAUGAGAGUUCGUCGACGCUUCCCCACACUUCAAUACGUUGUGGAUGCUGGUUUCAUGGAACCUGAAGAGCGAGAUGAACUGGAGGCAGUCUGUUGUAGUCCGGGACAGAAUUAUUGGGUUCCGAUCAACUGGGCAAACUCGUUAGCCUUAGAUGCUCAUUCUAGAAAACUUAUUGAUCAACCAACUGCAUUUAAUAAUCUGGUUUUGGCUAUCAAGGAAUUCAGAGUUGCAAUGGAGACUCUGAUCAAGUUCGACUCCAUACCGAUACCUAUUGCUUAUCCACAAGUAGUCUUCCUUGCUGUCCGUGUCUACUUCACAAUUUGCAUUAUCAGUCGUCAAUUCUUGAUAUCCGAUCUGAAAUCGAAAACUCAAAUGGAUUGGCCUAUCCCAAUUAUGUCGAUACUGGAGUUCAUUUUUGUUAUCGGUUGGAUGAAAGUGGCAGAAGUUUUACUAAAUCCUCUCGGGGAGGAUGACGAUGAUUUUGAAGUAAAUUGGAUUAUUGACAAAAAUAUUUCGACUGGCAUGGCAAUCGUCGACGAUACACACGGAUACCAUCCAACUCUGGUAAACGACAAGUUUGCGGAUCCAAACUAUCUUCCUGCCUACUCCGAGAAGAGUCAACUGCCGAGAACGCUGACAGGAUCGGCGGCUAAAGUGGAACUUGCCGCUGAGAGUGAUGCAGUGAAAAUAGUGAGGGUGAAUCCCGAAGAUGCACCUCCGACUAGUGCCAAACAACCGGACAGACCUGGCCUAGAAACGUUGAAUGAAGAAAAUGAGCCAGCAUCCAAUCAUUUCCGUCGUGGUGACAGAAUAUAUUCAUCUGAUUCGGGUAAAAGCAAAGGAAGGCAAAGUUCGGAGGAUAGUGGGAAGAAUCAGGUUUGA